AACAGAAAUGUGUACAAUAACUUGUAAUGCUCAAAUGCGUUUGGUGCUUGAAUUCAUCGUUUUAUCCUUCUGUAUUAGUUAUAUCAAUAUGCAAAUCAUUUGGGAAUUCAUAUUAAGAUGAUGGCGUGUCGUCGCGCACUGAAGGCGGUUCUCAUUGAUCUGAGUGGGACUCUUCAUAUCGAGGAUGCUGCAGUUCCUGGGGCGCAAGAGGCUUUAGCCCGAUUAAGACAGGCUCCGGUCACUGUAAAAUUUGUCACCAACACCACAAAGGAAUGUAAGAGAACUCUGUUUGAGCGUCUGCGCCGGUUGAACUUUGACAUCCAGGAGCAGGAGAUCUUCACAUCGCUCACUGCAGCCCGUAAUCUACUGGAGCAGAGAGCAGUGCGCCCUCUACUGCUGGUGGAGGAUAGUGCUCUAGAGGACUUCACAGGUUUGGAAACUUCAGAUCCUAAUGCGGUUGUGAUUGGAUUAGCACCUGACCACUUCAACUACCAGACACUCAAUAAAGCCUUCCGACUUAUUUUAGAUGGUGCCCCGCUCAUUGCCAUCCAUAAAGCACGAUACUAUAAAAAGAAGGACGGGUUGGCUUUGGGACCGGGUCCGUUCGUGACGGGUCUGGAGUACGCAACUGACACCAAGGCGACGGUGGUGGGUAAACCAGAGAAAGCCUUCUUCCUUGAAGCCUUACGAGACAUGAACUGCUCACCGGAGGAGGCUGUGAUGAUAGGAGAUGAUGCCAGAGAUGAUGUUGGGGGGGCACAGAAUGCGGGAAUGCUGGGAAUUUUAGUGAAAACUGGUAAAUACAGAGCUGGUGAUGAGGGUAAAAUUAACCCACCACCUCACCUGACAUGUGACAGCUUUCCAGAGGCUGUCAAUCAUAUACUUGAACAUCUCUUAGGAUCUAAAUAAUUGUAAAACUAACAAAAAAAGCAAUAUUGGUCUUGUGUAGUUUAAUUAUUGUUUUACUGUCCAUUGUAUCAUUGCCUCACUCCUUAUGCAUUUAUUCUGAUGCACUUAUCCUAUGAAUCAAUCUAGCUCAUGAGAAAUAAAAUAAAAAAAGUAAACUAUGAAAAAC
Molecule: messenger RNA, 1075 nt
Organism: Labeo rohita (rohu)
Lineage: Eukaryota; Metazoa; Chordata; Actinopteri; Cypriniformes; Cyprinidae
Gene: hdhd2
Product: haloacid dehalogenase-like hydrolase domain containing 2
Exons: 7
Coding region: 118-909 (263 amino acids)
Biological process (GO): dephosphorylation
Molecular function (GO): phosphatase activity
Source: RefSeq, a predicted model, not a curated record